This is a messenger RNA of Sarcophilus harrisii (Tasmanian devil), 1348 nucleotides long. RefSeq names its product oxidoreductase like domain containing 1 (gene OXLD1). Lineage: Eukaryota; Metazoa; Chordata; Mammalia; Dasyuromorphia; Dasyuridae. Bases 27 to 590 code for a protein of 187 amino acids. The record is from RefSeq and is a predicted model, not a curated record. The transcript is spliced from 2 exons. Gene Ontology annotation, cellular component: mitochondrion.
AUGAUUGGUCUGCCUGGCCGCCAUUCAUGGGGGAGGCAGCUUCCCCCGCCCCCCAUGGGAAGGGGCACGCUCUUCACCUAGCCGGGAUGCUGCUGCUGCUUCGGUGCACUAGCAGCCGGGGAAGAUUGGCGGCUGCCGCUGUAUACGCUGCUCCCUUCCGCCGGGAGCCAGUCUGCAGUUGUGUUAGGUACCUGGACUUCCUUGGGAUUUCCAGCAGGUACUGUAGUAGAACCCUCAGCAGCAGCAAGAGGACUUUUAAGAAAAAUGAGACAGGUCAAGAUUGUGGAGCAGACACUCCAAAAAGCAACAUGAAGACUGAUGCACUUCCCAUCCAGAAAGGUUCCUCUCCCUCUGACCAAGCUUCUUCAGAGCCCUUCUAUCCUCAGCCCCCACUGUUGUCACCCCCUACAAACUGCUGCAUGAGUGGCUGCCACAACUGCGUGUGGAUCGAGUAUGCUGAGGAGCUCCUACGGCACUAUCAGGAUGGUGGAGCCAAAGCAUUGGCUGCUCUGGAUGAACACAUCCAAGAUGAGAAUAUAAAGACCUUUAUCAAGAUGGAGAUCCAGCUCAGAAUGAGAGAGAAAGACUGAUUGCUUCGUUCCACCUGGCAGCUGUUUCUCAGGGAACUAUAAUCUCCUCUAAUGAUUUUUGUGCCUCCUUUUUCCAGAGGCCUUUGGAUAAAAAGUAAAUAGUAAUAGGAUGAGUAUUUAUUGACCUUGCCUGAAAAUAUUUCAACUGGAACUGUGUGCCACUGAUUGUGUUUCUUUUUUAGAGAUGAUUCUUCAAACAAUUAAAACUGCCUUAGUGGUAACUUUUUAGUCUGCUUGUAAUUCUUCAUUCACAUAUAAAUUAUCAAUUAUGUGGCAAUAUAUAAAAAUGUAUAAAAUAUAUAAAAAUUUAAAAUAUAGCUACAAUCUCUUCUAGGAGCUUAUAGAUUAAAAUUAUUGAACUAAUUAAUAUACAGAUUUUGUAGAUUACUAAAACAAGAUAAACCAUGUAGAAAAAAAGUUCUGUUAAAUUAUUUCAGGAGAAGGUUAAAACUAGAAGCUGGGGCAUUUAAGAAAGGGUUUGGGUAGGCAGCUAGCACUUAAACUUAAUUUUGAAAGGGUGGCUUAUAAUAAUCUUCAUGUGGUUGACUGAAGUGAGGACAGUUAAAUCCAUAUUUGGUAAUAAUUUUUAUUGUAGUUAAAAUCAGUUCCUUGAGGGCAAGGAAUUUAUCUUUGUAUCACUGCAAACAAGUACAGUACCUGGCAAAUGGUAGACACAAUAAAUAUUUCUUAUAUUUCAAAGAAGUAAGUUGAUUUUGGCAAAUGAUCACUGCUGAAUAAUAAAUUGCACUUUAAGUCUG